This is a messenger RNA of Eruca vesicaria subsp. sativa (arugula), 330 nucleotides long. NCBI's taxonomy places the organism in Eukaryota, Viridiplantae, Streptophyta, Magnoliopsida, Brassicales, Brassicaceae. The record is from the annotation of a GenBank genome assembly.
AUGGCAUGGUUAUACAACGAAACGUCUCCUCUCGGGUGGUGGACGUUGAAGCCAAGACCAAAGGAGGAGAGAGAGUUGGCUCAUUUGUAUGAGCGUCGUGAGUUUCCUUAUCCAGGUGAUAAAGAGGCCAUGGAGGAUUUCGUUGCAAAGGGAGGAAUGAUCGGUACAGCGAUUGGGCCUAAAGGAGUUGUUGAAUCCGAAGGUGAAGCUGAUAAUUACCAGAAAGAAAUGGAGAAGAAGAAGUUUGAUAAAGAGGCUCAGAAACUGUGGUUGAGGAUGAGGAAUGAGGUCAUGACUGAGCUUCAAGAGAAAGGGUAUGAUCUUGAGUAA